Molecule: messenger RNA, 1677 nt
Organism: Fukomys damarensis (Damara mole-rat)
Lineage: Eukaryota; Metazoa; Chordata; Mammalia; Rodentia; Bathyergidae
Gene: Serinc3
Product: serine incorporator 3
Exons: 10
Coding region: 140-1561 (473 amino acids)
Cellular component (GO): membrane
Source: RefSeq, a predicted model, not a curated record
ACGCCUGCCGCGUGUCCUGCGUACGGUGGGCUGUGUUUCCGGCCUGAGAAGCCUUCGGGUUUCUGGGGCGACGCCUCAGCUAGCAGUUACAGCCGAGCUAGAAGCUUGCGGACCAACUACCUCCAUCUCCAGCGUCACCAUGGGGGCUGUGCUGGGCGUCUUCUCCUUCGCCAGCUGGGUUCCAUGCCUCUGUGGCAGUGCAUCAUGCUUGCUGUGUAGUUGCUGUCCCAACAGUAAGAAUUCCACUGUGACUCGAUUCAUCUAUGCUGCAAUUCUCUUCCUGGGCACAGCUGUGUCCUAUAUCAUGCAGAUAAAAAGUAUAGAAACUGAGCUGAAGAAAAUUCCUGGAUUCUGUGAAGGGGGAUUUAAAAUCAAAGUGGCUGAUUUAAAGGUGGAUAAAGAUUGUGAUGUGCUGGUUGGUUAUAAAGCCAUAUAUCGGAUCAAUUUUGCAUUGGCCAUCUUUUUCUUUGCUUUGUGUUUACUCAUGUUAAAAGUAAAAACAAGUAAAGACCCCAGAGCAGCAAUACACAACGGGUUUUGGUUCUUCAAAAUUGCUGCCCUUAUUGGUAUCAUGGUUGGAUCUUUCUACAUCCCUGAGGGCUAUUUCACCUCAGUCUUGUUUGUUGUUGGCCUGAUAGGAGCCGCUUUAUUCAUCCUCAUCCAGCUGGUACUCUUGGUAGACUUGGCUCACUCUUGGAAUGAGGCAUGGGUGAAUAAAAUGGAAGAAGGAAACCCCAGAGUCUGGAAUGCUGCUUUACUAUGUGUUACAAGCUUGUUUUAUAUCUUGUCAAUCGUCUCUGUUGGGCUGCUCUUUGCAUACUACACCAAACCAGAUGGCUGCACAGAAAACAAGUUCUUCAUCAGCAUUAAUCUGAUCCUUUGCAUUGUGGUUUCUUUUAUCUCCAUACUCUCAAAAGUUCAGGAACACCAGCCUCGUUCUGGCCUCCUGCAGUCCUCUAUCAUCACGCUGUACACCCUGUACCUCACGUGGUCAGCCAUGACCAAUGAACCUGACCGUUCCUGCAACCCCACCCUCUUGAGCAUCAUUACACACAUCGCUGCACCGACUGUGGCUCCUACAAACACAACUGCUGUGGUCCCCACCUCAGCUCCGCCAUCAGGGAAUGGGCACUCUCUGGACUCAGAGAGUGUGUUGGGAGUAAUUGUCUUUGUUAUCUGCCUUGUGUAUUCUAGCAUCCGCACUUCCAACCACAGCCAAGCAAAGAAGCUGACCCUCUCGGGGAGUGACAGCGUGAUCCUUGGUGACACAACUGCCAGUGGAGGUGGUGACGAAGAGGAUGGGCAGCCUCAACGGGUUGUGGACAAUGAGAAAGAAGGAGUACAGUACAACUACUCCAUGUGCCACCUGAUGUUCUGCUUGGCUUCCUUGUAUAUCAUGAUGACCCUGACCAACUGGUACAGCCCUGAUGCCAAGUUCCAGACCGUGUCCAACAAGUGGCCGGCCGUGUGGGUCAAGAUUAGUUCCAGCUGGAUGUGCCUCCUCCUCUAUGUCUGGACCCUCGUUGCUCCACUCGUCCUCACCAAUCGGGACUUCAGCUGAGCUCUGGUUCCCAAGGACUGCUGAUGCUGAAGUUCAUAAAGGUCACCUUUGCUGAAAACUCUUGUCCUUUUUUUUUUUUUUUUUUUUUUUUUUCUUUUCUUUUUGUACCAGGGAUU